UGUUAUUGUUCUUAACAUUAUUUGCAUAGAAGCGCUUACGCUUCCUAAACAAGAAUAUAUGAAUGAGAACCAAGGUGGCCUCAGUUCCCCACUGGACCUUUAAAUCAUGUUGUUGCUCGUAUAAUACAUAUUAAUCUUAAGCUAGAGUUUCUAUGCUUCCACUGCUGAGUAGGAUCAGAAUAAGGAAACAAACCAUUUUGUGUAUAUUUUUUUUUAUGUUUUAGGUCGUCAAAUUCUACUAAUUAAUCUUGAUUCUUCCAGCAGAAUCAUAUAGAAGCAGAAAUGAGUGUUUCACCUCCUCCUGCUAAAAUACUGGUAGGCAUAUCUUUAAACCCAGAUGAUAGCAAAGAGCUUGUGGCAUGGGCAAUCAGGAUUGUAGCUCAUCCAAAUGACACUCUGGUUGCCUUACAUGUUCUUGUAGAACAUCAUAGGAAGAAACACGAGUCAGUUGCAAAAUUUCAAACACAUGCUGGUCAUACAAAAGCAUACGUCAUAUCUGUGAUGGCUGAAUUUGCCACAAUCUGUCACUCUAAGCAGGUGAAUCUGGAGGCUAGAGUUGGGUUCAGCACUAGUGUUGCAAGAGGUCUAAUUGAGGAAGCGAAAUGUAUAAAUGCAGAUUUUCUUGUUGUUGGUCACUCAAGAAACAGAAUUUCGCACGAAAUCACAAGGUACUGCUUUGAGCAUGCCCCGGAAGGAUGUUCAGUGGUCUCAGUUGGGAAAUGUGUCGUACCACAACAAAAUUCAGGUUUAAAUACUCUGCACAUUGAAGCAGAGCAUUGUCAAAUGAUUUCAAAGUGGUCAAACAAAAAUGAUCGUAUGGACAAGUCCUCGGUCACAAAAACAAAGAGAGAAAAAAUAUUUUCACCAAGAACAGUGCUAGAUGUAUGUAAAGGAGAAUCAAAUAGCACUGGAGAAGAUAGCUCUAGUUUUGGGGAUUCAAGCAUAACAGAGUCCCCUCCUCUGUCUCUUGAGUUAAAAAGGGAAUCCAAUUUUCCAAAGCCACCAUCGCCUUUUAAGCGUGUUUCCUCUUUCCUACGAUCAUCAUUUGAUUUCAAUGCAAGAAAAAGAAAUGACGUCUUAUCUGACAACGAAAAGCAGCAACCUUCGCUAAGGUGCUUUAGCUACAAAGAGAUUGCGAAAGCCACAAAAAAUUUCCACCCGGAUAAUAUGGUGGGGAGAGGAGGAUACUCAGAGGUGUAUCGUGGAGAUCUUGAUGAUGGACGUGCCAUAGCAGUUAAGAGGUUGGCAAAGGACAACACAGAUGAAAACAAGGAAAAAGAGUUCCUUCUAGAGUUGGGGAUAAUAGGACAUGUAAACCAUCCCAAUACUGCAAUCUUAGUUGGCUGCUGCAUUGAAAAUGGACUCCAUCUCAUCUUCAACUUGUCUCCCAAUGGAACUUUAGCAUCUGCAUUGCAUGGAAAAGAAGACAAGUUACUCGAGUGGCCAGAUAGAUAUAAAAUUGCACUGGGGAUUGCAAGGGGUCUGCAUUAUCUUCAUAAAUGUUGCAAGCACCGAAUCAUACAUCGCGACAUAAAGGCCUCCAAUGUGCUUCUUGGGCCAGAUUACGAACCACAGAUUUCAGACUUUGGACUCGCAAAAUGGCUUCCUAAUAAAUGGACUCACCAUGCUGUGAUUCCGAUAGUGGGAACGUUUGGUUACUUAGCACCAGAGUACUUCAUGCAUGGAAUUGUGGAUGAGAAAACCGAUGUUUUUGCAUUCGGAGUUCUUCUUUUGGAGAUCAUUACUGGCCGUAGGCCAGUAGAAAACCUUCUCUUGUGGGCAAAGCCGCUUAUGGAAUCAGGAAGCAUCACUGAAUUAGUUGAUCCGAAAUUGGAAGAUAAAUAUGACUUGGAUCAAAUGCAAAGAUUAGUGCUCACUGCUUCUUAUUGUGUGAGACGAUCCUCAAUAUGGCGUCCAUCAAUGAGUGAGGUAUUAGAACUUCUAACAUACGGAAAUGAUUCAGAGGUCGUAGAGAGUUGGAGGAUGACAAAGUUUACAGAUGAGGAGAUGGAGAUGGAUGAUUACUCCAUGGAUUUCGGAUAUGUGCGUCCAUCAGAUAUUCUUCUGGAAGACAUAUAAUAUGUGUAUCGAGGCCAUUUUCUCAUAUUAUUUUUUUCCUGUUUUGCUGUUUUGUUGUUACAGGUUUCUUGUGAUGGAAUGGAAUGUAGAUUUUGGUCAAGACAAUGUAAUUCCGUAGCAACAGCUUGUUUCACUCCAGUGACAUACAUACCCCUCUAAGGCUAUGUUUGAUUCACAAGACUAAUAGUGAAGGUAUUAAUAAUCUCAUUAAAUUAGUGUGGUGUUCACUAUUCAAUUGGAUUAAUCGGAUAAAUUAUCUCUUUAUCCACUGUUUGAAUUGCAUUGGAUAAGAAAACAUAUAAAGGUGAAAUAGUCUUUUUAUUUUAAUCCCACUCCUACCACAUUACUAAUAAUCCCACUCCUACCCGAUUACUAAUAAUCCCACAAAUUUGUUGGAUUAAUUAUCCAUUGGAUUAAUAAUCCUGAAAAAAAAAAUUCAAAACAAACAUAGGAUUAUUGGAUCCACGGAUUAAUAAUCUCAAUCUCAUGCUCUAAUCCUAUCAAUCAAACAUGCCCUAAU
Molecule: messenger RNA, 2599 nt
Organism: Camellia sinensis
Lineage: Eukaryota; Viridiplantae; Streptophyta; Magnoliopsida; Ericales; Theaceae
Source: RefSeq, a predicted model, not a curated record